Messenger RNA from Schizophyllum commune H4-8, 579 nucleotides. RefSeq lists its product as uncharacterized. Bases 1 to 579 code for a protein of 192 amino acids. The transcript is spliced from 3 exons. Lineage: Eukaryota; Fungi; Basidiomycota; Agaricomycetes; Agaricales; Schizophyllaceae. The record is from RefSeq and is a predicted model, not a curated record. Gene Ontology annotation, molecular function: hydrolase activity, acting on ester bonds.
AUGGCUGCCAAUAUCCCGACUGCUGGAUCGUUGAAGCUGGGCGUGGCGAUGAAGACGCUUGUGGUCUUCAGCACAUUCUACUUUGGCAUCAACGACUGCGACACGGUGCUGGCGGAGGAUGUCGAGGCCCCCAUUGACAAGGUCCUGGCUGCCGUGCGCAAGCUGCACGAAGAGUAUGGUGCCAAGCAUUUCGUUCUCAUGGACGUCCCGCCGCUCGAGCGCGCGCCGGAGGGUAUGCAACUGAAACCAUCUUUCUCUGCCUUCCCUGAACUUGACGUCUUACCUCCAGCACUGAAGCGGACACCCGAGAACAAGACCCAGGUCAUCGCGGCGAUGGCUGCCUGGAACCGUAUCCUCCCCGUCAAGGUGGCAGAGUUCCAGCGCGCGGCGCCUGGAGUGACGCUAUCCAUUUUCUCCGUCCGCGACGUCUUCACUGCCGUGCUUGACGACCCAAAGAAAUACGGGUUCACGAAGAACGACUUGACGGAGGUGGGCGGGGGUAUAUGGGCGGAUGAGGUGCAUGCCACGCCCGCGGUGCAGGAGAUUGUGGCGAAAUGGUUGAUCGAAGGCAAGGCGUGA